CAUCGCUCCAACAAAACCUCCGAUCGAUCACGACCUCCGCUAGCUUCGCCUUCCGCUUAACCACACCACCCUACCUUUCCUCCCCUCUACUCUUUCAGCUCUCCCAAGCUUCAUUCGCUCUCCCCCCAGAUCCCCAAUGGUCGCGCCCGCCGCCUCAGAUCCUCCCCCAGGCGGCCCCUCCCCCUCCCCACUCUCCUCCUGAUCGAUCCGAUCGACACCGCAUCGCUGCUUCUUGGCCGGUCGAUCAUGGACGCCGUGGGGGAGCUUGCUGCUGCGGGGAUGCACCACCACCAUCACCACCACCACCACAGGUGCAAGGUGUGCGGGAAGGGCUUCUCGUGCGGCCGCUCGCUGGGCGGCCACAUGCGCUCCCACAUCUCGCUCGGCGAGGCGCUUCCGGAGGCCGACGACGAGCUGAUCAGGCGCUCCUCCGCCAACGGCGGCCGCACCAGCGCCAAUGGCGCCGUCGGCUACGGGCUCCGGGAGAACCCCAAGAAGACGCGCCGGCUGUCCGACUUCGCCGACGAGGAGGAGGACCAGGGCGGCGACGGAGGCGCGCAGAGGGCCUGCCGGGAGUGCGGCAAGCUGUUCUCGUCGUGGCGAUCGCUGUUCGGCCACAUGAAGAGCCAUGCGCCCGGCGCCGCCAGGGAUCACGAUGAGUACGACGAGGCCGACGGCGACGUGGACCUGCUUGGAGAGGAGGAGUACUCCUUCGCCGCGGAGGCGGAGGCGGAGGCGGAGGCGGAGGCGGAGAAGGAGGAGGAGGAGGAGGAAGAGGAGAUGGAGCCGGCGCCGAUGGAACCGCUGGUGCCGGCGCCGGUGGCUGUGAUGGCCGCGCCGCCCAGGCGGAGGCGCAGGUCCAUGCGCGUGGCGGCGCCGGCCCCCGCGCCGCCGCCGCCGAUGCUGAGCGCGUUCGAGAAGGAGCAGGAGGACGUCGCGCUCUGCCUCCUGAUGCUCUCGCGCGACACCACCGGUGGCAUGCGGGGUUCGCCGGCGCCGAAGCAGGCGCACCUCCCGAGGAACGGCUACGGCUACAACUCCGACGACGACUCGGCUCUGUUCCAGUACGGCGACGCCAAGACCAAGAGCGUGGCCAAGAGCAAGAAGCGAAGGACCAGCCAUUACGCGCUCAACUCCGCCUCGCCGAAGCAGCGGGGCGAGGCGGCGCCGCCGCCGGCGAAGCGCACCCGCUACGAGUGCCCGGGGUGCGGCAGGGUGUUCAGCUCCUACCAGGCGCUGGGCGGGCACCGCGCGAGCCACAAGCGGAUCAACACCAGCUGCAGCGCCCCCAAGGCCGCGCCCGCCGCCGCCCCCGCGCCGGAGCCGAGCGUGGACACCUACACCUCGUUCGGCACCCUGUCCCCGUCGGCCUCGCCGGACUCGGUGGCCAUCGGCAUUGGCGCCGGCAGCAGCAAGAAGCCAGCCGCCGGCGAGGCGGAGAAGUUCGAGUGCCCGGUCUGCUUCAGGGUGUUCGGGUCGGGGCAGGCGCUGGGCGGGCACAAGCGGUCCCACAUAAUCGCCGACGCCGCCUUCUCCUCGGACGGCGAGCUCUACGGCAGCGCGAGCGUGAGCGUGAACGAGGAGCAGGAGCAGGGGUACCCGGUGGCGGCGGCGGGGUCGCUGGACCUCAACUUCCCGCCGGCUCCGUCGGAGGAGGCCUGAGCCCGAGCGCCCGACCCGCCGCAGCGAGAGCCAGCCAGAAGCAAAAGCUCGAUCCGCAAACCGAGGCCAUCAAUGGGGGAUGUGUACAGAUUGAUUCGAUUCGUUUCCGUCAUUCUUUCCAAGCGACGCUAGCUCCAGCUCCAAGCUCGAAGGUAGAGAGAGAAUCUUCCAAGAAAGAAACCCAAGAAGAAGAGUUCAGAGUUCAGAGAAGCCAUCGAUCUCGGCAUUAAGGUUCUUGAUUAGGAAAAAAGAAAGAAAGAAAGAAAGAAUGCAUUUCUUUUUUUUUGUUUUCGCUGCAUUCCUUUUUUGAUUUCAUCUCCGGAUGGACAGGAUUAAUAAGCCGGCCUGCGAGUUAGUGGCCAACAAAGAUGAACUCAAAUGCUAUUCCUUUUAUUUUAUUAUUAUCAUCGGGUCGUCAUAGUUUAUUUCCUUC
Messenger RNA from Triticum aestivum (bread wheat), 2095 nucleotides. Its product is annotated as zinc finger protein ZAT9. The coding region runs from base 247 to 1662 and encodes 471 amino acids. The record is from RefSeq and is a predicted model, not a curated record. Gene Ontology annotation, biological process: regulation of DNA-templated transcription. Lineage: Eukaryota; Viridiplantae; Streptophyta; Magnoliopsida; Poales; Poaceae. The transcript has a single exon.